UAGCAAACUUUAUGGGAUUCUCAAUAUCAUUUUCUACUUCCACGCCCAUUAUUAACGUAUCAAAAGCUCCUCCUUUUUAACCUACUUUUCUUCACUCCUCUUUCUCUUCUGUAAGCUUCUCUAGUUGAAGGUUAAAUACUGAGAGAAGCAAAACAGGAAACGAACAAGAAACUAAAGAUGAAGGAUUGGGCAGCUCCGAUCAUAGCGACAGCAUUAUUUGCAUUUCUAUGUCCAGGACUAAUAUUUCAAAUGCCAGGGAAGAAUAGGCCUGUUGAUUUCAUGAAUAUGAAGACUACCUUCGUUUCUAUGUUGCUUCACACUGUCUUCUUUGGUUUGUUUCUUAUUCUCUUCCUCGUUAUUCUCAAUAUACAUCUCUAUGCUUAGCUACCAAGAAAUUACAGAUAUUACUACCUGCUUUUUCCUUUGGAUUCAAUUCUCAUGUUGUUUGUCCAAUGGUUCCCAUUCUGUUUCAAUAUUUCCGUUUCUUUUUCUAUCUCAAGUCUCAACCAGCUAUAAUUCAGUCAAAGAGAUGAUGGAUUGACUCAA
Molecule: messenger RNA, 546 nt
Organism: Nicotiana attenuata
Lineage: Eukaryota; Viridiplantae; Streptophyta; Magnoliopsida; Solanales; Solanaceae
Exons: 1
Coding region: 178-384 (68 amino acids)
Source: RefSeq, a predicted model, not a curated record